CUCGCAGGCAGCGACCAGAACGCGUAGCGACACGCUUCCCCCGCACACUACCCACGAUGCCAAGCUCAGGCCUGCGAUCUCCCUCAACGCCGCGCUCGAGUGCACCAUCGCCGCGCCCGACGUUUGACUCAGACUUGCUGCGCGCGUACAUGAAGAAGCUGCUCCAGACGACGCUGCAGAACGCGUCUUGGCCGGACUCACGAGAACGAGAGCGGGUGAAGGCGUGGAUGAAGGAGAUUGGGGAACGCGUCAAGGAGAGGAUGAUUGAAAUCCAGCCUCGCGGAUUCAAGUAUAUUGUGAUGACACAAAUAAACGAGAACCUGGGCCAAGGUGGCCGGGCGGACAUGGUUUGCCAUUGGGAAGACUCAGAUGCAGUUGCACAAGAGAUGUACUCGAAUAAUUCUAUCAUCUGUAUUUGCGUUGCCUUUGCCGUACGGACAAUCUGACGUACCACACCACUAUUUGCUUGACUCUUCUACUCAUCCGUCCAUCAACUUGCAUACCCCGCUGCCGCUGCGAUUGUAUUAUGGAGAUACCCGUGCCGUCUGUGCAUUCUUACCUGCAAAAUGGAACUAACCUCCACGUAUUUGGACAAUGAUGUCGUCAACCCGCAAGACAUCAGACUAUCUGUAUUACUGCCUCCUCCGCUCCAUCUGCCGUGAGAAGCCGUGCACUAUCUGCAUUGUUCGGGUGCCAAUUGCAAUGGUCGGUACAAUACGUCAGACUCGUCUCAUAAGGUACUA
Postia placenta MAD-698-R-SB12 is the source of this 743-nucleotide messenger RNA. RefSeq lists its product as hypothetical. The coding region runs from base 57 to 446 and encodes 129 amino acids. The transcript has 5 exons. NCBI's taxonomy places the organism in Eukaryota, Fungi, Basidiomycota, Agaricomycetes, Polyporales, Adustoporiaceae. Gene Ontology annotation, biological process: microtubule-based movement. Gene Ontology annotation, cellular component: cytoplasmic dynein complex; cytoplasm. Gene Ontology annotation, molecular function: dynein intermediate chain binding. The record is from RefSeq and is a predicted model, not a curated record.